GACUGCUGAAGAGUUGCAGAAGGCCAGAAAUCAGAAACCUCCUGAACUUCAUAGAGCUACCAUCGACUACGACCUAGAAAAGUAUUGGAACCAUCCAUCCAUCAGACCACUGGUGCACCAUUAUCUCUUCCCUUGAAACUUGGUACACUUCGACAACCAGUGGUCUGGGAUGAUGUUAUCUACAUCAAAAGAACAACAGAUUUGCCUGAUAGUCACUUGGUGGCUUGCGGGACUCUUCUCUUGCUUGGUGUUUAUUCAGUAUUCCUCACGUACAUGUGCACUGGAACCCAUUCCUUAUUAUCGAUCUUACAAUAAUGUAAACACCCUUAAUCCCGUUACCACUCCAGGUCAACAGGAGGAAAAACCCAUCCUGCUGCUGUGGAUGUGGCCUAUGGACAAGCGGUGGGACUUUAAAGACUGUAAAGCCAUGUACAACAUUGACGGCUGCCAUUUGACCGAUGAUAGAAACCUUUAUAACCAAUCAGACGCAGUCCUCGUUUUCCACAAAGGUAUCAAAUGGGACCUGUCCAACCUUCCGCCGUCUCCUCGGCCUCCGUUUCAAAAAUGGAUCUGGCUUCACGUCGAAUCGCCGACCAACACGGCGAGGAUUCCCGGUUUGGAGAAGCUUUUCAACCUCACAUUGAGCUACAGACAGGAUGCUGACAUUUCUGUGAGGUAUGACCUCACGGUCAACAAGAAGCCAAACAAUGACUUUGUGAUCCCAAAGAAGGACAAGCUUCUGUGUUGGUUCGUGUCCAACAUGGCCACCAUUACUGGAGUAGGGACCAGGCUGAAGUACUACAACGAGUUAAAGAACCACAUCAAUGUGACUAUUUUUGGAGGAAUGGUUGGCAAACGCUUGAAAGAUGAAGACUACUACUCCAUGAUGGCUAGCUGUAAGUUCUACCUCUCUUUUGAGAACUCCAUCCACAUAGACUACAUCACGGAGAAAAUAAAUGGUCCUCUUUCAGCUGGGACAGUUCCAGUCGUCUUGGGGCCACCGAGAGAAAAUUACGAGCAGUUUACUCCGAGUAAUGCCUUCAUUCACAUCAACGACUUCCCUGAUGCUGCAUCACUGGCUAAAUAUCUGCUUCAGCUGGACAAAGACGAUGAAGCGUACAAGCGCUAUUUUGACUGGAGAAAACACGUAACAGCGACACCGCAUCUAAUCUUUCCUUAUCAAGAGUUCAUCAUAUACAUCUGUCAUGCCUGUGAAUAUAUUGGAAGGUACAAAGACUAUAGAGCUGCAAAAGACCUCUACAAGUGGUGGUUUUCAUAAAGAGGAACUCUGGACGAGUGCAUUUGCCAAUCGGUGUAAAGCUAUAUAAAAAUUCAGAUCUUUAUCAGCAGAAAAAUGCACAGAACAUUAAGUGAUUUGAUUUGGAUAUGGUUUAUUUGAUUUGUCGGCUCAAGUGGCUAACCCAAGAUAAAAUCUGUAGUAACAAGUAGUGGGAAAUUUUUUUCACUCAUAACCCUAUAUCUACGACACGAUACUCCUGAAAAUCCCCGCCUCUCUGAUUGUGCGAGAGAACCAACGAAAACAAGUAGAAUGAAGAUUUGGAAUUUAUUUUGCAGUAAUGUUUAUUUGUCCUAUCUGUCAUGGAACUUUCCUGUUCUUUUUGGGUUUUUUCUGAAAGUGAUUGACAACUAAAAUGUUUUGUUGUUUUUGUACGGAAACAGGUUUAAGUAUAAAGGUCAUGUUUAUUCAAGUCAGUUUAAACAAUGGAAAUGUUGUCUCAAAGCAGACUUACAGGAAUUAAAAUAUUCAGAAUAAAAAGCUGAACAGAGACACUGUAACAGUGUUACAUACUGUAACAUCUACUCUUGUCUAUCUUCUGGCAGGAGAAGUGAAUCAAAAGUAAGUCACAGUACUUCAUGAUACAGACGGCAGUAAAAAGAAGAGUAUCAGAGAAGUGACUCUUCUGAAGGUUUUAGGUUUUGAGCAGGUACCACAGAAACAACCUUGUGGCCAUGUGACCUCAUUGCAGCACAACUGCCAGGCCUACAACAAGAUGUGUUUGGCCUGUAACUAGCGUACUUGUCAUUAAACAGGAGAGUUUUCAGGCAUAAAAUCCAAACCCAAAUGCAUGGAUAACAUAUACAGGAAAUAACAAAACUACAAAAACAUGGAAAACGCUAUCGAGACUAAGCAAAGAAAAAAAAUAAAACUAAGCAAAAAACAGACGUAAGACAGGAUUAAAUAGGAAAAGUAUUCAUUGAAACACAAGGAACAGGUGUGCAGAGGCAGGAACGGAUAAAGAAUAGUGUGGGGCGUGAACACAAAAACGCACAAAGACACACGGUACAAGACAAAAACAAAGAAAGCCAGAAGGUCCCCCUGGAGUCCAGGCAGGGAAUAGACUGAGCUGUCCAUGACAGUACUGCAGGAUUGUGCCUUGACCUUUAUCAAAUGUUCAGAUAUUAAAAUCCAUAAAUCUGAUUUAUGAGAA
Tachysurus fulvidraco (yellow catfish) is the source of this 2450-nucleotide messenger RNA. RefSeq names its product 4-galactosyl-N-acetylglucosaminide 3-alpha-L-fucosyltransferase 9-like. NCBI's taxonomy places the organism in Eukaryota, Metazoa, Chordata, Actinopteri, Siluriformes, Bagridae. The record is from RefSeq and is a predicted model, not a curated record. The transcript is spliced from 4 exons. Gene Ontology annotation, cellular component: membrane. Gene Ontology annotation, molecular function: alpha-(1->3)-fucosyltransferase activity. The coding region runs from base 170 to 1279 and encodes 369 amino acids.